Messenger RNA from Pelodiscus sinensis (Chinese soft-shelled turtle), 9866 nucleotides. The record is from RefSeq and is a predicted model, not a curated record. Lineage: Eukaryota; Metazoa; Chordata; Testudines; Trionychidae.
GAUGAUUUUGCGGAAAAACUUGCCAAUCUAGACACAGCCUUAAUGCUUCAAACAUCUUUGGUCAAAUGACAUUUGCUAUAACAAUAGCAGGUGCUUAGGAGCCACAUAGCAAUAUGUUGGUAUUAAUGAGCAUUUACCGUAUCUGGUUCAUUGCUUUUCAGGGACAUUUUUUCAUAAUUGAGGAGGCCUAGUUUUUUAAUAUAUGCUUGGGAAAGUGCCAGAUUAACAGGACUGUAAACUAAAAUUUUCCACUUUUCUACAAAACAAGCACACUGUGACCAAGAUUUUCAAAAAUAGGUAGAUUCCAAAAUCCUUCUUUAGGCACUGACUAAAGGCAUGUUUCCAAGACAAUUGAAAUCAAUGGAUGUCUUUCCAUGGGCUUUGGUUCAACCCCAAAGUGGCCUGAUAUUUUUUUCCAAUGGUACUGAGUAUCCAGCAAAGGAAGGAUUUGGAACUGGUGAUCUACACUUCAGAAAAUCCAGUCAUUUAUUUAUUUGCCUAAAUAUGGAUUUUAGGAGCCUAGCAUUGGGCUCUUACUUUUGAGGAUCUUGGCCCAUGGCAGUGGGAGCAAAAGCUUCUCUGUCUUGGCAAUCUGCUUCAGACCAAACCUCAGCUCUGACCUCUCCUCUCUGGGCCAAUACUGGCUAAUUAGAGGUGAGGGUUUGUGAUGUGAACACCUUUCCGUCUGAAUGAAUGGAACCACCAAAUUCUUUUCCCAUUGGCUACUGAACAGCCAUCAGCUAGUAACAAUUUUGGUUCAUGCCCCACCUGGAUUUGAAUAGAAAGCAGGUAAAUUAAUAAUGAACCUAUUACAAUUGUCCAAGUCAUCCAAUCCCUCCAAGCAGACACAGCAUGCUGGACUGAAUGGUAACUAUUUUGAUUGUUUAUAUUAGUAAAACCGAGUGUAGAUAUUUGUUUGUUAUUGAGCUUAGAUAUCAAGAUGUUUAGAGUAUUUGCCUUGACACUGUAAAGCUGAUUGUUUGGAUGAAGAACAGCUGGUGGACGCUGAAGCCAAGAAAGACAAACGUGGUGGCGGUAGGCAGAGGAGGUUUAAGCAUUUGCAACCAUCUCCACAAUUGGCCAGUUUGGUCUGUAGUUUAGGAAUACAGUUGGAUUUUUUGUUGAUGCUAAGCUUUCAUUUGGCAGCAUUGGCGAGUCAGGCUUUCUAGCCUCUCCAGCUGUCUAGGAGACUUUGUCCCAUCCUGGCGGGUGAUGACCUAGCCCCACACCUUUGUUACUUCUCAGCUAGAUUGAGAAGUGAACUGGGCAGCAAGCAUCCCUAACCCUUAAGCAUUUAGAAAACCCCAACUGGUACAAAAUGCACAUCUUUUUAGCAGCACAGGCCACCACAAGCACUCCAGGCUUGCCCUCCAUUCUCUACUGUCUUGGUCCUUAUCAUGAAGACACUCCCUGAACUUGAGCCCAUGAAGCCUCAAAGACUGCUGAAAGCUCCAGGAUUGAAGACUGUGGCUGACAUCUUCACUUCUCUGGUGCAGUGGAACUCUCUCCCGUGAGGGUAAAGCUCAUCUGUAGAAAAAGCAGGGCUUUCUUGGAAGAUGGGGAAAUAGUUUGAGACUGCGGAACAAACUCUCGCAGGAACUAAGGACCAUCCCAACCUCACCACCUUUCUCUCCAAGUGCAAGACACAUUUCUUUGACUUUAACUUCUCUAUCAUAAACAUAUAGUAACAAGUAUAUUGGGGGAGAAAACACACCAUUACCAAAACAAGACACUCUACUGCACACAAUUCUCCCUCUGGGGAGAAAAUGAGAAAGCAAGCAUGUGACAGUUGUUAGUCACAUCUCUUACAGAACUGGUGGUAGGCACUCCAUCGUUAUGGCAAUUAGCAUGAAAUGAGAACCUGUAUGGCCUAGACUAGUUUCCCCUUUUCUGUUCAGAUUGAUUUUAUUGGAUGGUAUCUAAUUGAUUGUUAGGCAUACACUCCUAUUCAGCUAAGACAAAACUUCUUUUGUCAAACAGUAACCAGUGCCCUCAGAGCACUGCUGAGUCUCCUGUUGCUGAUAGUAAGCUUUCCCAUGGCAGCAUCAGCGAGUCCGGCUUUCUAUACUCUGACUGAAGAGUAAGAAGAUUAUUAUUUUCUGGUCAUUUUCCUUUCUUUCCAAGAAAGUCUUACAGGUCUUAUUACAUCAAAAUCCAUUUUGAGGAAUGUCACCAGAUGGAGUGGUAAUCAUUCUUCCAUCCUCAAAGGAAAAGUGCUAAUAUCGCAUUUAGUUGCUUUCCAUAUAUUUUAGAAAUAUGCCCAGAUUCAGCUAUUUUGUGUUGCUUUUGUGACACUGACAGGUGGAAUUGAACAUGGGACCUCUGGAACCUAGUGCACAAACCUCUACACAUGAGCUAAAAGCCAGCUGGCUGUUAGCUAAAGUGGUAGAGCAGAUUCUUUCUCUCAGUAAGUGGCCUCAGUGCCAGUAGAUAGCCCAGUACACCAUACCAAGCAAGUGAUGUGUGGGUUUAAACUUUCUUGGUGCAAAGCUACAGUAAAGACAGGUUAACUGGCUAGUUAAUAUGGAUGUAUGGCCACUUGUUGUUCAGGAGUCUCUCCAAGCAGGCAGAAAGUGUUCAGUGCCAUUGGGAAGGGAGCGCUGCUGUUGUGUUGCAUUUCAUUCUUUACUUUACUGGCACAGAACAUUGUUCUAUUAUUUGCAGUAUUCCCCAAAGAGAUUAUAUGCAAGAGGGGGUUUGCUGGACUUCAGGACAUCCCAAAACACAAAGCAUUCCAUAUGCCAUAGAUCUUACUUUGCACACAAGCAUGAUACAUACACCAGAAUAGGAUACAGAUCCAGUGGAUUGUGACAUUAAGAUUAAUAGGUUACAUGAUGGAAUUUGUCCCAAGCAUCUUUGAGUUUUGCAUGUGUGUGUCCAUAAGUCCAUGUCAUAAAGCGGAGGGAAGGGGUCUGUCACAAGGGCAUUUAUCAAGUGAUCCACCUUUUGUUUCCCAUUCCCAGAUUCUGGCAAUAUGAUUCUGUACUGGUUCUGGCAUGUCAAGGUCCUCUCCCAUUCCCAUUGUAGCUAUGCUACCAGGGAUGCCUCAGCCAUCCUGGAACUUCCUUUGGAGGAUUUCCCCUACAUUAGAUGUGGGGCCCUAGGAAAGGUAACACCGUCCCUGCACUGGCUGAAUAAAUGCUGGUAAUUUAUUACAUUUUUUUAAAUUAAAGCUGGUCAUGCUGUCUUUGCUUACUGAUAUCCCUUCCAACAAACAGCCAGAGGAACACCAAGGCCAAGUGAGUCUGAGCCACAUAGUUAGGAUUCCCAUCUCCUGGUUGAAAUUACUGUGUAUGUGAUCAGAACAGCACAACAGUGAACACAAUACUAUUGGUCCUUCAGCAACAGCUUUCACAGGUUAUGUUAACAAGAGCUUCCCUUUCUUUCAUCCUGCAGGUACGUGGAAACUUUCUCUUGCAAACUUUAUUAGCCAAGUUAAGAUACUUAGAUUCCAUCUCAGAAAUGUAUUUUCAGUCUAGAGGUGAAAUCAAUUAAAGUCGAAGGAAAUGCUGCCCUUGACUUCAAUGAAUCGAGGUUUUCACCCUAUAUAAUUGAUGAAAGCUUAAUUAAGUACCAUACUCUCUGAACUGCAGUAUAAAAGCUAUGCCUCCUACCAUCCCUGAAAAGUCCCAGUAGCAAUUAUCCAGAGUGAUGUCACAUCUCUGAAUGAUGAAAAAUCUACCAGCCACAUCCUGAGGAAUGUAUCAACUUAGUACCUUAAAUGAAAAGUUGUUGGAGCAGUUCAGGACAACUAUUACAUCAGCAGUUUUCUUUUUUUGUAUGGCUUGGGUCAGUAGCAAUGACUACACAUUUACAUCUAGAUUUGUUUCUUUUAAUUAAAACAGUGAUUGACCCCAUCUGAAUUUAUCUCUGCUGCUGAACUCGAUCUAGGUACAUUCACCCAGGAGCAUAGCAUAUCCCUAUACCUUGUUACAAAAUUAGAAAACAUUGAAAAUCACAUAGUGUGCAUACACCGAACAAACACUUCACCCCAGCUCUCCAUUCUGGAUGAGUUCUGCUCAGUGUAGGAACUCAGAGGAUCAACUUUAACAACUAGAUAGGCUCUCCUAGUUGAACCAGAAGUUAGAUGUAGGAAUCAUUGAGUGAAAUUCUAUGGCUUCCAUUACACUAGGUGAGCAUAACAGUCCCUUUAUCACCUUAAAAAUCUAUGUUCAGGAUCAUCCAGGAGUGAUUUAUUCCCCAUCAUAGGAUAAAGCAGUAUCAGGGCUGCUCUAAUUUAGUCUGCUGAAACAGAAAAUAGGUGGAAUACAAUAAACUCUUGCGACAUAUCCUUCCCCAGAGCCUUGGCAUGAGCACUAUGCUAAGAAUGAAGGAGGGAAGACAGCAAUCAUAUCACACCACGAGGGGCCGUUCUACCCCAUUUGUUUUAUACGGCCAAAAAGCCAGACUAGAACAGAGAACUGACCCCUUAUCUUAUCUUAUCUGUCAAAAGAACUACCAGUGUCAAAGACUCCCAUGCUCAGCAGUGACGAAGGCCACAUAAAGCACAUUGUUAUUAAAAAAGCAUUUUGAGUAGUAGGCGCACAAGAGAGUUAACCACCCUUUCAACAAUCUAAAGAACCUGAAAGGAGUUUUAAAAGCUUCAUUCCAGGUGUCUCUUCCCUUUUGCCAUGAAUUACACCCCAAAGAGUAAUGCUUUCAAAAACCUUGUAACUGCAUGCAAAUAAGGUCAUUCACUAAGGGUACCCUCUCAGUAACAGAUUCCAUGUCUGUCAGCAAUCAUAUCAGUCAUUCUUUAGCAUGCGUCAGUCAGAUUCUCAGGUGAUGUAAAUCAAAAGAGCUCCACUGGAGUCAACUGAGGAGCUAACGCAGCAUUUCUGUUGGACAUGAAAGACUUGUACAUUUUAUAUGACAGACUAUUGAUCUCAAGUAUAGUGGGGCACAAAUUUCUCCCCUUCUGAAAGUCAGGGCAGGUCUACACUUACUGGGAGAUUGGCACUGCAAUGAUCUAUCCCCUGGGGGUCAAUUUAGUGGGUCUAGUAAAAGACCUGUUAACUCAACCACCAAUCACUCUCCCGUUGACUCCAGUACUCCACCGGAACAAGAAGCGUAAGGGAAGUCAACGGGAGAGUUUCUCCUGUCAACCCCAUGCAGUGGAGACCCCGUGGCAACUCAACCUAAAUCAGGCCUAGGCAAAAUAUGGCCCACUGGCUGGGUCCAGCCUACCAAGCCACCGGAUCUGGCUCUGAGCCAGCAGAUGUGCUUGCUUCCUACUUGCCUUGCCCCUUUACUCAUAAACUGUAAACUCUUUGGGGGCAGGAACUGUAAACUGUGUUUGUAUGGCUCUGAACAGUGUUAGGUUUCUACACUCUACUCUUAAGAAAUUAAUAACCCUGCAAUUAUGGAGAUGUGGACAUUUUGUUUUACUUUGAGGUUAUGAUCAGCAAUGUAUGAAAAACAGCAGCUUUAAUUUAAGAGUUCUGCUCCCUGUAGAUAUUUAGAAUGCUUUAGUCAGCAUAGGAAAUGUGAAUCAAGUGAUGUAUAAUACCAGCUGCUUUAUUACAGUGCAGUUCAUUGCUAAAGCCAAAGUGAUGUUAAAAAUAUUAUGUGGCCCAGUCAUCUCGUCAUUUGCAGGCACACUACUGCUAUGGAUACCCAGAGGAGCUGCAGCCCAUGGGAUCAGAGCGGAUGGAGAUGCGCAAACGGCAGAUGUCUGUGGCCCAGGAGACACCGAGUGCCGCACAGGCACAGCAUGGCAUUGGGAAUCGAGCUUCCAAUGCCUGCUGCUUCUGUUGGUGCUGUUGUUGCAGUUGCUCAUGUCUUACUGUUAGGAAUCAAGAUGAAGAGAGAGAAAGGAGGACAUCCCAUGAACUAAGAGCAGAGAGUAUUCCAAACUGUGAGGAGAGUCCCACUCCUACACUUGAAGAAGUAAAUGCAUGGGCUCAGUCAUUUGACAAGCUAAUGAUCACUCCAGCUGGCAGAAAUGCUUUCCGGGAGUUCCUCCGAACAGAAUUCAGUGAAGAAAACAUGCUUUUCUGGAUGGCCUGUGAGGAGUUAAAGCAGGAAUCCAACAAGAGUGUCAUAGAAGAAAAAGCAAGGUUAAUCUAUGAAGAUUAUAUUUCUAUCCUUUCUCCAAAAGAGGUCAGCCUGGACUCCCGAGUAAGGGAAGUUAUCAACCGAAAUAUGCUGGAACCAUCACAACAUACUUUUGAUGAUGCACAGCUCCAGAUCUACACCUUAAUGCAUAGAGACUCCUACCCACGGUUUAUGAACUCUGCUAUUUAUAAGGACUUGCUUCAGUCCUUAUCUGAAAAAUCCAUCAAAGCAUAGUAUUUUUAUUAAUGUAUUUAUUUUAAAAAAACAAAACAAAAAACCAGAAAUGGGACUCUGAGCUACAUCAACCAACAAGGAAUUUAGAGUUAAUAGGAUAUCUACCUGAAAGUAACUCAGGCAUAUUUUAAUAUGAACUUUCAAUAUUUUAACCUGCAGAGGGCUCUGAUACCACAAGCUAAAUGCAGCCUCUGAUCAACUAAGUGACACUUUGCAAAGGAGAAUGUGGAGACAGAUUUUUACAGUAGCAGAAUGUACUUGGACAUGAACUCUUGUACAGGAAGUUAAAAUUACUACUCUGGAAAGAAAUAACUUUCCAAUUUAUUUUUUUAAACAGUGUUAGUUAUGACUGCUCUCACCUUUCCCAACCAUUGUGCAGCCACAGUAGAAACAGUUAUGCUGUUGAUAGUUGGACUACAGUAGACUGAAGCUUAACAUUUUAUAAUAGUUCAACCUGGUCCUAAUUUUGAAGAAGAGAUGGUACUUGUCUUGGAGUGGCUACUUGAUACAUAUAAACAAUGUGCUCAUGGAAAUCAAACAUUACAACUUCAAGUUUAUGAAACUAGUGGUUUGGAAUAAUACUGCCUAUAGAAUUCUCUUAAUGAAAAGUGUUAUUUUACUAUCAGAGUCUGCUGAAAACAUUUUUAAGUUCAUAAUGUCAAAGUUUAUAAAAAGCUGAAGAAUUUAGGAAAGGGGAAGAGUCUGGGAAUUUAUAAUAAUAAAUAAAGCACAAGAAUUCUCAUGUAUUGUUCUAUUCACUGCACAGGCACAUGCAAAUAACUAAUUAAUAUGUCAAUAUUUAGUCCCUGGAGAUCUGCAGUAGCAGCCAUUUUAUGUGUUCAUAGACACUGAAAAUCCUAAAUUACAGGAUAGAGUGUUUGGGGCUCCCUUAUUUCAGAGGUGAUGUUCAAAUGCUUCAUACAAAAGCAAGUUAAAACAAGCUUCCAGGGAUAUAGCAUUAAGUCAGGCUCAGACAAAUAUCAAAGCAAAGCAGUAUUCUUCUAUGAGCUUCGUAUGUGCAUUUCUGGUAUCCAUAGUAUAUUGUACUUAUAUGUGCAAACUAGUGCUUUUUGACAAACCUCAUACCUAUUACAAUACUGCAUUUAAAUGCACCUCAAAUUAGUUAUCAUGGUUAAACCUUGGAAGAAGCGAAAGAAAUUUAUGAGUUUAUAGAUCCAUUUUUCAUCAGACAAGUGAUUAAGCCAAAAUAUACUGUAGUUUAAUGUCAUUUCCACUACAUACAUUUUCAUUUACUGUAGAUUUAACUCCUGUGGUAGUUUCCUAUGUAUUGAUUUGAAAGAAUGCAAUGAGAUAUGAACCAGAAGGUAGGUGGGGAGGAGAAGGGUGGGAAGUAAAAAAAAAAAAAAAUUACCUCUUUAAAAGGGAUUGUCUCAGAUAGUUUUGCAUUGCUUUUUCUAGUGAAUUUAAUCUUUCUCCAGCCGGGCACUAUGAUGUACUCAACUCUUUCUCUAGGGGGGCGGGGGAGAGGGGGGAAUUCAGACACAUGUUCAUUUACUAGCUUGUUCAAUGCACCAUGCCGGAGAUGUUUUUCUCUUUGUGUUAAUCCCAUUAAAAUAAUUAAUGAGCUUUGUCCCUACACAGAAUCAAGGGAGAAGACCUGCUACAAGGUGAGUUGUAAGCAACAGCUGUAGCUAUCACCAAUUUCUAUAAAACACAACAGCAUUUAACAUGCCAGUUUGAAAAAAAAAAGUGAUUAAUUAAAACAACAACAUUGAACAAGUAACUGGAAAACACUUCUGCCAGCAGCACAUGAGGUUAUAUGACUCAGUUAAAAAGAGCUCUUCUAGAUCACCAGUUGAAAUUUGGUCCAACUCAGUAGUGAUUUCCAGGUUUUUUUGCUAUAUUUAGCAGCUGGAUACAUCAAUUUCAAUAUCUCAGUCCAGUUCAUUUACAUACUCACAGCACUAUUCACAUUAACAGUUUCAAUUUAUUCAGCGUAUUAACUAGCAUACUGGCUAGUAGUCGCAGUGCUAGAUAAAGAUCAAAAUAGACAUGUCGAUGAGGCAGCAAUGGGAGAACUUGGGAGUAUUAGCAAAUUAUUAAUUUGGUUACAUCAGACCUCUCAGAAGCACUAAACUGACAAACGAAGUUAAACUGGGUCACUUUCAGCUUGCUGGUGAAAUCAGAUAUGCGUUAGAAAAAUUCAAAGCUGUAUCAUUUCACAAAACCGACAAUUGAGUUUUGCUCAUGUUUUCCCUCAUCUUUUUGAAGGUGCCUCAUUAAGAGCUAAGAGACAAACAAAGCAAGUGUGUAUCUCAUGAAACACAAUGGGUUCUCGUCUAUUAUAUUCAACGGAAGAGAAUUACUAAAAUUGAAAGGAUACUGUCCAGAAUUUUUUUUUUAAAUGAUCAGAUUAGAUUUUAAAAGUACUUUUACAUUUAAUAAUUUGCUCAUUUCUACUACCUGUUUUCACUUUCUGCAUUUCACUUGGACAAUUAAGCUGGUCAGUUUUCUGGAAAAAUAAAAGUUAAUGGAAACAUUCCCAUUCAUUUCAGCUAUAGUUAAAACACAUCCUCCUGUCACACAAUUCCAGGAUGCUGGACCCAACUAACUUGACAGCAUCCUAGAGAAGUGUUAAAUAUUAGCAUUUUAAUUGAAUUUUAUAUAUGAUUAAAUAAGGUUAAUUAAAUCACAUGAGAUCACUUAUUCCCUGUAUUUUGUUUCACUAUGCAUAACUGCAGAAGCUCAUCUCUAGCGAAACACGCCAAUCUUUUCUAAGGGCCAAGUUUUAGUCCCACUGAAUUGGGAGAUAUUCAUUACCUUGUUAUAGUAGAAAGCAUUAGUAAAGCAUUAUUAAAGAAAUAUGAAGACAAAGGGAUCAGAUUUACACAAGUUAUAUAGAACAAAUAAUGUCAAAACCAUUAUCACAGGAUUAAUAUAUCCUGGCCUGAAAAUAAACAUUGUUUGUGUUGGCAUUUAUCUAGCAGCAGGACAUCAUUAAGCUGCAAUAACCUUCUAUUCCACUGAUACAAGCUUUUAAAUAUCUGCACUUUAUAUACCAAUAACUCCCACAGAACAUUCAUACUGUUAAAGGGUGUUCUUUUCAUGAACCUGCUAAGCAAUAUUAAAAUUGCAUGGACCCCUUCAGCCAACACAUCAAUUGAUGCCAUCAACAUUGUGCUUCAGACUGAACUUUAAAUUCCAAAUUCAUUAGUACAAUAUAGCAAAAUUCUGUAGGUUACACAUUUUAAAUCAAAUAUAAAUUUAGCAUAGUAUAUCUAAGUGUUCUUUCCAGUAAUAGCAGGCACUCAGACACCAAGAAUGACCAUUAAAGCCUUCUUUAUGUGAAAUUUGAAAACUAAUUCUCCUAAUUGAGAUUGUUUUUAACCUUUUAAUCUAAAGCCACAACCAAGUUUUAAACUAUUAGUGACCGGUCUCAAACUUGUUAAGAAAACACAUUUUAUAGUAAAAUAUACUACAAAUAACUUUAUGGGAAAUGAAUGACUCAAUUUAAAUCAGCAAUCUAUCUGGGUCAGUGGGGAUGAGGGUCCUUAACUUGUCCCACUGACAUCCAUGGGUGUUUUGCCUAAGUAGUUGCAUGAUCAAGUCCCAGA